CAACGCAGGCGUCAUGUUGAUGAACCUCACGCGCAUGCGUUCUUUCAACAUGAAGGAGCGCCUGCGUGUCCUAAAGAAGCAGUUCAAAGGGCGCAUCCCGUAUGGAGACCAGGACCUGCUGAAUAUCCUGUUCUCUCAACAUCGUGAAACGCUCCAUAGAAUUACCUGUCGUUGGAACUACCUCUUUGAGCACUGCAAUAUGAUUGCCGUCUGCUCCGACGGCCCAGUGGCCGUGCUGCACGGUUGGAGGGACGCAUUCACAACGCAACCUGAGUCCGGGUUUGUCGCUGUUCACCAAGCCAUGAAAGCGUACAAAUUAGAAGAGAAGCUUGUGGAUAGCUUCAUUCUUCCGUUGAAGAAAAUACUUCAAAGCCUGAAGCCAGCCAACUGCGCAAAAGAGUUUGCGAGACAGCUGCCAAUCUGGAAGCUAUCUGCUCGUCGCAUCGACAAUGCAAAGACCAGCAUGCUGCAACGCAAGGUGUCCUUCGCCAGACGAGAAGCGAAGAAAAAUGAAAGCAAGAUAUCUUAACCAUGGCCGUGCCGGG
Messenger RNA from Dermacentor silvarum, 545 nucleotides. RefSeq names its product glucoside xylosyltransferase 1-like. Gene Ontology annotation, biological process: protein O-linked glycosylation via N-acetylgalactosamine. The record is from RefSeq and is a predicted model, not a curated record. Bases 14 to 529 code for a protein of 171 amino acids. The transcript has 3 exons. Lineage: Eukaryota; Metazoa; Arthropoda; Arachnida; Ixodida; Ixodidae. Gene Ontology annotation, molecular function: UDP-xylosyltransferase activity.